Molecule: messenger RNA, 1527 nt
Organism: Lindgomyces ingoldianus
Lineage: Eukaryota; Fungi; Ascomycota; Dothideomycetes; Pleosporales; Lindgomycetaceae
Product: cytochrome P450 ClCP1
Exons: 3
Coding region: 1-1527 (508 amino acids)
Molecular function (GO): heme binding; iron ion binding; oxidoreductase activity, acting on paired donors, with incorporation or reduction of molecular oxygen
Source: RefSeq, a predicted model, not a curated record
AUGAUCCAUUACCUCUUCCAAGGAGGGAUCCUCUCCAACGUCGUCAAUGCGGCGGUCCUCCUCACCGGUGGGUUUUUCGGUUACGUAAUUAUCUAUGGUCUCUACAAUAUCACCCUUCAUCCACUGCGGUCCUAUCCCGGUCCCCUCCUUUGGUGUGCCUACCGCUUCCCAUGGACACGAUCCGUCCUCUCUGGGCGCUUCCCAUUCGAUGCACUUGAGCUUCAUAAAAAAUACGGCCCAGUCGUUCGGGUCGCACCGUGGGAACUUUCAUAUACCGACUCGAGCGCUCUGAAAGCCAUUAAUGGUCACCACAACCCAUCCAGCGAAGGAUUCGGUGAAUUCCCCAAGGACCACAUAGAGUACCAGAAGCCGCUGAACGGCAUCUACAGCCUUCUUGGAGCCAAUGGUCCUGACCACGGUAGAUGUCGACGACUGCUUAGUCACUCAUUUUCUGACCAGGGUAUCCGCGCAAUGCAGCCACGGAUCCAGAGCUAUGCUGACCUACUUGUGAGAAGGCUCGUAGAAGCCGCUGGUACGGGAUACAUCGACAUCCUCAAAUGGUACAAUUGGACAACUUUUGACAUGAUAGGUGAUCUGGCAUUUGGCGAAUCAUUCCACUGCCUGGAGACGGGCCAAACGGAUCCAUGGAUUGCUGCCAUUUUUGGGAAUAUGAAGGCGAUUCCGUUUAUACAAGCAAUUCGGCAUUACAACCUUAAUUUACUACUCCCUUGGCUUACACCAAAAAAGCUCCUUGCGCUCCGGAAGUCAAAUUAUGCACGGACUGACGCUAAGAUUGAUGAACGUAUUGGAUUUGGCACCGAACGCGGUGAUUUUUGGGACGUCGUAAUUGCGAAAAGCGAUUUCGAAAAAGGCACCGGCAUGACGGUAGAAGAAAUGAAAAGCAAUGCUUCACUUCUCGUUCUUGCAGGAUCUGAAACGACAGCGACUCUUCUCUCUGGAACAACCUAUCUCUUACUGAGAAAUCCCGAUGCCAUGAAGAAGCUUAUUGAAGAAGUACGUGGUGCGUUCAAACACGAGGAUGAGAUGGACUUGAUGUCAGUGGGAAAACUUGAUUACAUGCUUGCGGUUCUGGAUGAAGCCAUGCGCAUAUAUCCUCCAGUCCCGAAUCAAGGCAACAGAAGAGUUCCAUCCCCUGGAGCUAUGGUAGCAGGGAAAUGGGUCCCUGGUGGAACCUCGCUUCAAGUCCAACAGUACGCUGCCAAUCACAUUCCCUCCAACUUUACGCGCCCCGAGGACUUCGUACCAGAUAGGUGGUUCGCCAACCCGCCUAAUGAAUUUGCCAAUGAUGACCGCGCCGCUCGCGCCCCUUUCAGUUUCGGACCUCGAAACUGUAUUGGCCGGAAUCUUGCUUAUGCCGAGAUGAGACUCAUCCUGGCCAAAGUUUGUUUCAAUUUCGAUCUCGAGCUUGAUGAGAGCAGGUCGGCGAAUUGGAUUGGUGAUCAGAAGGUUUUCGCACUUUGGGAGAAGCAUCCACUUUAUGUCCGGUUAACGACUGUGCAGCACUAG